AUGAGCGCCCCUUCCUUCACUCUGCCGGUGACGGUCACCCUAGAACGGCCGUUAGACAGCCAGGUUAAACGCGGCGUGGACAACUUCAUGAAAAGAUGGUCCCGUGUUGUGUCAUCCACUACUUUAAGUAGUCAUCAGACAUGGAACCAAGACGCUGUCCCUAGUACUGAAUUUGAACUACAGCCACGGGAUGACGAUGAAUUUGACACUGCAGAAGAAUUCUUCUGCUUUCUGAGAUUGAAAUGGUGCAAAGUACCUAUAUUCGGACUUGGAUGGCUUACUCCUGACGAGGAAGCACAUGCUUUUUCCAAAUCCGAGAGAAAUACCCCAGCUCACUCUGAUAUCGAACUGGAAACAUUUGCCCUUGGUGCUUUUAAGGAAAGAAGCACAUUUGUCAACCACUAUGACGCGUCAGCCUAUGGCUCCCAGUCUGAGGACGACUCAAUUAGGACUAAACUUGAGAGACAAGUGACAUUUGAACAUGACCGUAGGCAACUCGCUGUUCACUUCAAACCAUCCGAGGACGAAGGUGUUCACAAGUUCGAAGUGGAUUAUGACAACCUGGAGAGUUACAUCCUUGUCAACGACAGCCAUGUACAAACAAAACUGUACUUCUUCCUCAAACAUCCUCUGAAGGUAUUCAGAGCUGUUAAUGCCAGGGGCUGUCUUGUUGACGAGAUUGAAUCUGUCAAUACGCAGACAGUCUGGAAGCGUACUACAUCAUUCGGAGGAUGCACAACUAACAAUCUUGGCUAUUCGUCCUGUCUCCAGUUGGUUAUUGAUAAUGACGGGGCCGUGACCAGCACCCCCCAUGCUGUACUCUCCCGACUGUGUCAGAGUUGUGGCUUCACAGCAAACUUUGUGUCAGUGCGACAUGAUGAACCUUCACUAGUACCCCUGAUACCACCAAAAAAGUCGCCGGCGCACUUCGACUGUGUUUACGCACUGCGCGUAUUUCUCUCGCGUGGGUACACUGUGAUGGACCAGAUCGACCGGCAUUUCUUCCAAAAGCUUCGAGAUGAGGAAGAUAAGAAAUUUGGGCCGGAUUUUGUCUGCGAAAUACUUCGACGGCUAACACUUACAGUGGAAAAUAACAGAUUUGCGGACAUCGAUAGUGCACUACGCCAGCUACGGGCCAUGAAAGACACCAUUAUGGGGACAGAGCAGACCCAGUUCCCGGCUGCACAUCGCAAGGUGCGCCGUGUCUUCGUCACACCGACCCGUCUGAUGUUCAUGCACCCUGAAAUAGUACGGGAUAACAGAAUCUUACGGAAGUACGGCGAGGACAACUUCAUGAGGGUGUCCAUUCGUGACGAAGACUUUGGCAAACUACAAGCGUUCGGUCGGCUGGUCCCAGGCGAGGACGAGACAUUUACACAUGUCAAGCGUGUCCUGCAGGAAGGGCUGAGAGUCUGGGACAGGAACUACGAAUUCCUAGCUGCUUCUAACAGCCAACUCAGGGAGCACAACGUCUGGUUCUUUGCUUCCGAUGGGGAGAACACAGCCGACUCCAUCAGAAGGGAAAUGGGGGACUUCUCCGGCAUCAAAUGUCCUGCUCUCGUGCUUGCACGCAUGGGCCAGUGCUUCUCCAACACGGAACCAAGUGUGAUCGCCAAGACCUCUACCAGAGAGGUGGUUAAAAUACCUGACAUUAAAUCAAAGGAGUGCUGCUUCUCUGAUGGUAUUGGCAAGAUAUCGCAGUCAUUGGCACAAAAGGGAGAUGUAAUGCAAGUUCGGCCUAGCAUGAUGAAGUUCAAGUCCUCGGACCAGAAUAUUGAGAUUUGCAUGACCAGCCGUCCAGCUCCACUGUACCUGAACAGACAGGUGAUCACUAUCCUGUCAGCGUUAGGCGUUCCUGACCUGAACUUUCAGAAGCUCCAAGAGACGACGCUCCAGAAUCUCUCCGACAUGCUCGUGAGAGAGGACGUGGCCUUCAAAUCUCUUAAGAAAACAGCGCAGUCACUUGGGCUGCCUUUGGGCAGACUGUCACGCUGCGGACUCCAUGUCACCACAGAGCCGUUCUUCAGGGCCAUGCUACAGAAAAUGUUCACCUGUUCCCUUGGAGAACUUCGACGAAGAGCGAGAAUAGAGAUCCCACCCGAGUACGGCCGGAACAUGUUGGGUGUCCUGGACGAAACAGGCACCCUUAAGUACGGAGAAGUCUUCGUCCAGUACAGGGAGGAUAUCACGGAUAAGAGUAGCAGGACCAGAGUUCUCACAGAUAACGUAGUCGUGACACGGAACCCGUGCUUUCAUCCGGGUGACGUCCGGAAACUCACGGCAGUCGACGUUCCCGGUCUGUACCACAUGGUGGACGUCAUCGUCUUCCCCUCCAAAGGACCGCGACCGCAUCCAAACGAGAUGUCGGGAGGAGAUCUGGACGGAGAUGAGUACUUCGUCACCUGGUAUCCUGACCUGAUAUUCCCGGGGCCGAACGAGACGCCCAUGGACUUCACAGCACAGGAGAGGAAGUGGCUACCACGCGUCGAAACCCAAGACAUCAAAGACUUCAUCGUCGAGUACAUUAAAAAUGACAUACUUGGCCAGAUCGCAAACGCACAUCUCGCUUCGGCACACACCUUGGCAGGAGGCAUAUUUUCCAGUAGAUGUCUUGGCUUAGCUAAAAAACAUUCUGACGCUGUCGAUUUUCCAAAGACAGGCGUAUGUCCCUCUCUGGAAAAAGACGAAAGACCUUUCGAGUAUCCAGAUUUUAUGGGGAAGAAGAAGGGCAAGACAACAAGAAGGUCAGAGUCAGUCCAGGGUAAGAUGUUCCGGGAGUGUCAGAGGAUUGAACGGGUUUGCAGUCACCUGCAUGAAGACAAGGACAUUGGCAGUCAGACAAUCAAACUUGACAAGGUUUUCUUCCAUCAAAACUGGAAAAGGUAUGCUGUGUCUUCUCGCGAGGCCAGAGAUCAGUACAACGAAAAGCUGCAGGAUCUGAUGAAGCAGUACGGAAUCGCAACAGAGGCCGAGGCUGUAUCAGGCUGUAUCGUCAGCAUGCGUCCCCACAUGGAGGACCGGUACGAGAGGUUUGAGGCGGAAAGAAUCGCAAAGGAUCGUAUCGCCCACCUUCGAAAACAGACCAGACAGGAAUUCUUUCAUGACUUCGGGGGUGAGGAAAGCGUGGACUUAGACCGCUGUCCCGAGAAGGUCAUGGCAAAGGCGUCUGCCUGGUACUACGCCUCCUACAGAGUGGGUAAUCCUGGUCUUCUCAGCUUCCCUUGGGUGGUGGCAGACGUUCUGGCUGAGCUGAAGAAAAGGACAACAUCUUCCUUGAUUCGACAGCCAGUCUUGGACAGAAUUACAGAGGAUUUAGAUGAAGUGUACGGGACGCAGUUCUACACUACCUUUAUGAAUCUGAUGGAUCCAAAAGAUGACGGACACAGUCGCGGAGAUCAUGUCCUAAUGUACAUGAGGAGGUACGCUACUGUUAUACACCUCGUUUCCUUUCUCUUGCAAUGGAGAAAGGAACAUUGUUCUCAGCUUAACCGGACAGACUUACUUUUCCUCUUCACGACUUAUGCUGUCAACCAAGGAUUCUUUGAAGAUUUGGGCAUGACAACGCAAAAUGAGACCGUAGAACUGCAAAUCUUCCUUCGGCGAACAAAGGAAGAUGAUUUCUACAACUCGCUCUCCAUACUAGGAGGAAAAGCUACAGGAGAACUCUGCAUCAGUUUCCUGAAAUAUUUGAGUUCUUACGAAUUCAUGGAAACCCCCUCGGUUUCUAUUCGCGGCAGGUUGUUGUCACUACCCGCAAGCGCCAGAGAGAACCUGCAUGCCAAGGCGCUGGUGGCGUACCACCUGUUGGCGCAGACAGGAGAUAUUCGGCGGCUCACAAGCACGACGGACACCACUAAGGAAAUACUCUGGGAGUGGGGUAUGGAAAUACCGCCAAACCUGUGGGACCAACAUUUCUACGGACGCAAGGAAAUGCGAGAACGGGAGCUGUUGGGGGACACUGGUGUGCAGGAGGUACAUGUCCGGCCACUGCGCCGCGUCAGAGGACCGUACCGGGGACACUUGUCAGCGGUUGGUACUGAGGAAAGCAUCAACGAGCUGCAGCUAGUUAUGGACAAUUUGAUUGAUAGGUUUAAGAAUACGAAGAAGAAUAAGAAGAAUAAGAAGAAGAAUGUUACAUUACGGAAGACCUAGGUCACGAUGUCGUUAAGGUCAUCCCGGUGUCACAGUGAUCUCGUCCCCCCCCCUCAGCGAUUUUGCCCUCCCGGGGAUGCAUCGCUAGCGAUUUCGCCCCCCCGCCAGAAGAUCG
Molecule: messenger RNA, 4267 nt
Organism: Branchiostoma belcheri (Belcher's lancelet)
Lineage: Eukaryota; Metazoa; Chordata; Leptocardii; Amphioxiformes; Branchiostomatidae
Product: RNA-dependent RNA polymerase 1-like
Exons: 10
Coding region: 1-4152 (1383 amino acids)
Biological process (GO): siRNA processing
Cellular component (GO): nuclear RNA-directed RNA polymerase complex
Molecular function (GO): RNA-directed RNA polymerase activity
Source: RefSeq, a predicted model, not a curated record